CGACGGCCUACAGCUCGCUAGCCGCCCGGGAGGUCCACUACGCUGCAUUCCUCCGGGGCCGGGGCCUGUUUCCUUUGAAACUCUAGAGGCUCAGACGCAACACGACCUGCCGCAGGAGGUCACUCGCCGCGCCACCAAUGCCUCUUCUCCCUGGAAUUGUCACCCUCUAUUAAUAUUUUAUCUCUGCGCUAUUGAAUUCCGGUUGCUUCAUGCCGCGACACGAUACCCUCUGGAGUUUCUGCCUUUUCUUUGUUUGCGACUCCCCUUGUUGCGCCCCGUGUCCCAAAUAUACUUUACUUGGCCAGUGGGCUCCCUCCCUCCUUUGAACUAUUUACCCCGGCCACCUAGCUUCGCGGGACGACAACAGCCUCUCUCCAUCACACACAAACAAACACCAUGGCGGCCUUUGCCAAAUGGACGCUACUGCGGCGCCAGGCCGACGACGAGAAUAACGACGACGUGAACUGGGAAUUCGUAUCAGAUGGACACACUAUUCCAUGGUGGUAUAGCGAUACGGGCAUCAUCGUCAAAUGGACCAUCUUCAUCACCUUCACCGUCCUAUUCAUGGCCUGGGUCAUUGGCGGGUACAUGCACGCCAAAUCAAGACUUAAGAAGGGCCUGCCACUCCUCGCAUAUCACAGGUGCCUUGUGAGCAGACGGAUUCGCGCCCAGUACGACCCGAGCUACCAGUAUCCUCAACCUGCAUACUACCCACCGCCGAACGGCUACCCAAUGUACAACAUGCCGCCGCCCGUCUAUGACCCGUCUCGUCCUCCCGUCUACGAGCCACCUGCCGGGGGCACCAAGGUCGACCCGAUGCAGAAUAGGCAGUCUGAGUACGGACCGCCGCCAGGACCGCCGCCUGCGGCAAUGUCAAGAUAAACAAGGCAUGUUGGGGGAUAUGGACCAUCAAGAUGGUGUACGAUUGAAUCGCUGGUAGACACUGUAUCGAUGGCUGUACGGGCAGGCGGGGCAAAAACAAGGCAACAUGAGGUCUGGAUGGAUGCAUCUAUAGAAUAUAGAUAGAUGAAGAGAAAUA
Molecule: messenger RNA, 1039 nt
Organism: Ilyonectria robusta
Lineage: Eukaryota; Fungi; Ascomycota; Sordariomycetes; Hypocreales; Nectriaceae
Exons: 3
Coding region: 397-882 (161 amino acids)
Source: RefSeq, a predicted model, not a curated record